AUGCUCAGGACGCUGUCCUUGCCAGCACCAGUGACAAAACCUGGAACAAUCGAAGUGCUCGGUAGGCACUACCCAACAGACUCCUACACAAACAUCACUCCUGCCAUCCUCUCUCGGCUCAAUGCACGGCUAAUUGACAAACCUGCGCACCCACUUGCCACCCUCAAGGCGCUUAUUGAGGACUACUUCGCCGACUAUGCGCUUUUCAGCAGCUUCCCGCCGCUCGUCACCCCGAAGCAGAACUUUGACGACCUCUCCUUCGCGCCUGACCACCCGGGGCGUGCAGUCACAGAUAGUUACUACGUGAAUAAGGACUUGAUGCUCCGAACACAUACGAGCGCGCAUGAAGUCGAGAUCUUCGCGGCGGGACAUAAAAAAUGGCUCCUUACAGCCGACGUGUUCCGUCGAGACGAAAUUGACGCGAGUCAUUAUCCCAUUUUCCACCAGAUGGAGGGCGCACGGCUCUUCAAACACGACCGCACAGCAACCUCCGCAUCUCUAAUCGAAGAAAACGAACGACUAAGCUCUGAACUAUCUUAUGAAAACGUCCAACUAGAGGAUAAGACGCGCGUAGACUCGGGAAACCCGUACCAGUCAUACCAUGACCCCCAACUCGCAGACCUCGUCACUCAAAAUCUUAAAUACACGCUCUCGUUAAUGUUUUUCAAGCUCUUCGCUGGUGUAGCGGGAGCGUCAAAAAGUAACCCGUUACAAAUCCGUUGGAUACCCGCGUUCUUCCCGUUUACGUCCCCGAGCUACGAAGUUGAGGUUCUCUUCCGUGAUAAAUGGCUUGAACUUCUGGGCUGCGGCGUCAUCCAACAAGCAACAUUGGCCAAUUCCAAAAUUGAGAACGAAAUCGGCUGGGCGUUUGGUCUGGGACUCGAACGUAUCGCAAUGAUUCUCUACCAAAUUCCUGAUAUCAGGUUAUUUUGGUCGGAGGACCCGCGUUUCCUCGGACAAUUCCAACCAGGCAAAAUCACGACGUUCAAACCAUUCUCCAAGUACCCUGGCACAUGGCGAGACGUUAGCUUCUGGUUACCGGAGCGCUUUCACUCGAAUGAUUUCUGCGAUAUCGUGCGCGUUGUUGCUGGGGACCUAGCGGAAGAAGUGACACUGUUUGAUCAAUUCAAGCACCCAAUGACAGGGAAAGAGAGUAUGUGCUUCCGGAUCACUUUCAGGUCAAUGGAAAGGAACCUCGAGAACACCGAAGUCAAUGUCUUAACCAAUAUCAUCAAGGACCGCGCAACCAAAGAGCUAGGAGUAGAGAUUCGUUAA
Fomitiporia mediterranea MF3/22 is the source of this 1275-nucleotide messenger RNA. Its product is annotated as phenylalanyl-tRNA synthetase. Gene Ontology annotation, cellular component: cytoplasm; mitochondrion. The record is from RefSeq and is a predicted model, not a curated record. The coding region runs from base 1 to 1275 and encodes 424 amino acids. Gene Ontology annotation, molecular function: ATP binding; tRNA binding; phenylalanine-tRNA ligase activity. NCBI's taxonomy places the organism in Eukaryota, Fungi, Basidiomycota, Agaricomycetes, Hymenochaetales, Hymenochaetaceae. The transcript is spliced from 5 exons. Gene Ontology annotation, biological process: phenylalanyl-tRNA aminoacylation.